GGAGAAAGGGAAAACUGGUUUCUCAGUGCACUUUUUAUCGUCCAGCACAAAGAAACCUACUUCUCCUUCCCGUCUCUUUUAGAUGGAUGAACACCAUGAGCCCCUUUUAAGGAGCAGAUAAUUCCCCUCCACCUGGAUGUUCUCAUAUGAGCAAAUGAUCAGUGUCGUGGAUCUGGAGAUUAUUCCUGGAACACCGGGCAGAACAUUAAUGAUCCAUCACAAUGAGCAGCCCCCUCCAUUAGCAGCUGUGUGGAGUGGGAGAGAGCCUCCCUCAGCGGCCAUCAUGCCUCUGAGAGCCACUCAGACACAGCAGAGGCUAAAUGGGAGAAGAACCAGGAGGACGGAAAGGGCCAAUGAUGGACAACGCUCCAAAAAGCUAGCAAUCAUCUCCCGAUCUCUCCUUAUCUGCAGCUCCAGGAGUACCGAUGACACAUCUUGCCCAGAGGAGAGGUACGGAUACGAGAACUGGAAAGAAGGGUACCAAGGAGACCCUCUGGAGGCCAAGGCUGUACAUUUGGAAAUGAAUUUCAGCAGGAGUGUUAGCCUGCAGGGAUCAAAGUGGAGUGAGGAUCCCAAGAAGAACUUACGGAGGUCCUUUUCCAUUAAGGAAAGCAGUUUCUGGAGAAUGUGCAUGGCUACCGGGGAGGAGUGCGGGCCGCUCGGACCUCAAGUGGCCGAUAACGACCUUCAGACUGGUGACAAUAUAGUCACUGUGCGAAACGGAGGCCAAUUACACAGGGAGACUUAUAUCCACUAUGGCGAGAGGCUGACCCCAUUUAAUGGGCAGCUUUUAAAUGGCCACACAAAGCUCGAGUCGGAGAAACAAUCAGCCAUGAGAACUGAUCCCAGAACAGUUAGUGCUGAGGUUUUUAGCUCAUGUGAAAACAGUGGGCCACUAAACAGACAUUCACCAGACUCUGUGACCUACAGGAAGGAAGUAGUUGGAAACAGUGUUAAUUUAAAGAAGCCCAUUAUAGAAAUAACAGAAGUCAGUAAGAUCUGUGAGACAGAAGAUACAGAAGAUACAGAAGAUACAGAAGGGUCAGCCUGCAAGAGGAAUCGUUCAAACUCUACAAGUGUUCACCCAUACUGGAUUGGUGAUUUGGAUUCCAUCAUUAUGAAGACACCAGAGCUGUUUUCUUGUCAUGCUAACACUUCUACUGGUAUUUAUGGAAACAGGAAGUCUCUUUCUCAACAACUGGAGUUUCCACCCAGCGUUUCACAGGUUGUCCCAAGACCUUCUCGCUCACUUAGUUCAGCACAUCUGGUUCAAUCCAGCAGCAGUGUCCAGGCCUUUAUAAUCUGUAAUAUAGUCCUAAUGAAGGCACCAGGCAAGGGUCUAGGUUUCAGUAUAGUUGGAGGAAGGGACAGCAUGUAUGGUCCAAUGGGAAUCUAUGUAAAGACCAUUUUCCCUGGUGGAGCAGCUGCAGCAGAUGGACGAUUGCAUGAAGGAGAUGAAAUUCUGGAACUGAAUGGAGAGUCUCUGCAUGGUCUUACUCAUGAAGAUGCUCUACAAAAGUUUAAACAAGUGAAGAAAGGUCUUCUGACACUGGUGGUAAGGACCAGGUUGGGUGCUGUAGUUGGCAGUCAGACACAGGUGGCCCAGCUGUGCCGCUCCAAGUCUCUGAGCUCCACCACAGGUAUCAGAAGAGCCAGUGAUGAGCUAACUGACUUCCCUAACUUGGGCACUCAGGCCAAACCUAGAGACCGCAUCAUGAUGGAAAUCACCUUGCAUAAGGAGGUUGGUGUAGGCCUUGGUAUCGGGCUAUGCUGCGUUCCAUCUGCCGAAGGUGGUGCUGGAAUCUACAUUCACACCCUGUCGCCAGGUUCAGUGGCCCACAUGGAUGGUCGCUUAAGAUGUGGAGAUGAGAUUGUGGAGAUUAAUGACACUGUGGUUUGCAACAUGACACUCAAUGAUGCCUACACAGUUCUGAGUCAGUGCAGCCCAGGGCCGAUUCAGCUCAUCAUCAGUCGACACCCUGACCCCAAAGUUUCUGAACAGCAGCUGAAUGAGGCCAUUGCCCAGGCAGUGGAGAACAGCAAACUAAAGAGAGACAAGAGUCACUGGAAUAUGGAGGCCUCAGGUCUAAGGAAAAUGGAGCAAUGUUCACACAACAGGACCAAGUGUGAGCGCUGCACAGAGCGAAGUCACAGCCAGAUGAGCUGCAGGCGACCCCAGAAACCCAUGAUCCGUUCCUGUAGCGAGGGUGCAUACAGCCAGCGCAGUGCCCUAAUCAGUGGCAACAUGUUGCCUGUCCCACAACACCAAAACGUCACUCGUGUACACAGCAUGGAUGCCACCAUUACAGCCAGCUCUGAGGUUCAGACCAGCAGAAGGCCAUCACCAACUUCAUAUACCGAUGACGACUACAAUGUGCCCUACAACUCUCAAAUGAACUUUGUCAGUCACGAGAGGUGCGAUGCAGGAUUCGGGAGGACUAGGGGUUUUAAGGGUAGGCCUCGCUCUCUACCAAGAAGGUACUAUAGACGGCAGGGUAUCACCCAGGAAGGUCCACUAACCGACUCAAGUGGCUCUAGUGGAGGUUCACCAGUGAAAGAGGAAGAUCCAUUGCCAUCACAAAAUUGCCAAUUGUUCUGCAAUAUAUACAGGGCUUUGAGAAAGAUCUCAAGGCUUCUGUUUCAGAAAGAACCGGAUGAGCUUUCAGAAGAAACUAAAACAGCACUCUCUAAACCUGUCACUGCUAAUCCGGCUGAAAAGAGACUCAGGGAGGGCAGACUAUACAGAGACUCUCGGUCUCCCAACCACCUGUGCAGUCCAGCUAGGAGAGCCAGUCUGAGACAUCAGGACUGUGUGGCGUUAAACCCUGAUCAGGAAGCUGACCCUUGGGUGAGGCUAACAGACAGUCUUGAGAAGCGCCUGAGCCAUCGGAAAAUCAUGAGUGACCUUAAUGGGAAUAAUGAGAUAAAUGGAACAUUCUCAGAGAACACAGAUCCUAUCUCUAGCUCAAAGACGGAGGAAAGUGAUGCUGUUAAAAAGGGCCCACCAGUGGCUCCAAAACCUGCUUGGGUGCGCCAAAGUCUUAGAAGCAUUAAGUCUGGGAGGUCUCCAGCUGAUGCCUUUAAAAAUCCCCCAAAAACUGCAGAUACUGGAAGGACCUUUGGACUUAGUCUGAGGGCCACUUCAUCACCUGCAACUUUAUCUUUCAAACAAAAGCUCAGCUCAUUCGAAAACUUUUCUAACACUGAUGGGACAGAGACAACAAGCAGAAGACUUAUGCAGAGUGAGAGAAGUCCUGCUAGAUUUGAGAAAGCACAGCCUGAAGAGACUAGCAAGACAUGGAAAAGUAAAACCACUGUGAUUAACACACAGGACAGUGACCAACCUUCUUCAUUGGUAGAUUCAAUCACCACCAGUGAAGCAUCAUCUGAAAAAGAACAAGUAACCUCGAAAAAGACGGAUUUCCAAAAUGAGAUUCCAAAAACAGAUGACACAGCUGCAGCCACAAAGCCAAUUGAAGAUUCUGUAAGCCCUCUAGUAGAGAAUCCUUCUACAUUAGAGGAUGAAAAUGAAACAAAUCCUGCUCAAAAAGAUGAGGGAUUAACAAGUUUUACUCAAAUAGAUGAGGAGGAAGCAAGCUCUGCUAAGAAAGAUGAUGAGGAAACAAGUCUUGCUCAGGAAGUCACAACCCCUCUUGAACAUUGCCCUAGAAGGUCCAGCAGUUCUAAAGAUCCUCCUUCACAAAAUAUAUCUUCACUGGAGGGCCACAGCAGUCACACUGCAAGUUUAAGAACCAGGAGUCUACCCCUGAACACCUCUUCUCCGGAUGUCCACAGUCAAGGUGGUCUGGAAGGGGAAACCCUUCAGAUCAUCUUGUCAUUCAGCAACCAAGUGUCCCAUGCCUUGAUGCGUUCCAUGCAAUCCCUUCCACAGUCCCCAUGCGUAAAGCUUGGUAACCCAUUGACUGCGCCAUCUGAAACCUCUCACCAAAACCCAACAGAAGAGGACAUUUCUUUGUCUGAGUCAUUACGCUUACAGGCACCAGACGGCUCUGAGAAGGGGUUCUCUGUGAGCCUGGCUGAGCUGAGAGAGCGCACUAUUGAGAGAGGGGAAGAGGCCGAGAAGACUGAUGGCGCAUCUGAGCGACCUCUCAACACACCCUCUGCAGUGUGUGCCCAGUCCGUGAUCUCGGCAAUUCCAUCUCAGGAGAUCCAGAGGCUGAUCCAGGAGGUCAAAGAUCUUGAUGAGGACACUCUAAAGCAACUGGAAGAUAUCCAUGUAGUGAUCCUGCACAAGGAGGAGGGAAUCGGCUUGGGUUUCUCUAUCGCUGGUGGUAUCGAUCAGAACAAAGCAACUACAGUUCACAAAAUCUUUCCCAACGGCUUAGCUGCUCUGGAGGGCACCAUAGAGAAAGGAGACGAGGUGCUGUCUAUUAACGGACAGACCCUGAAGAACGUGGAUCACAGCGAUGCUACAGCAGUACUUCGGCAGGCACGUGAACUAAAACAGGCGGUGGUGGUGGUAUGCAAGAACAAAGAUGCAGAAAGUAGCACUGAUGCUAGUACUACUGAGGCCAGCUGCAGUACUGGCACAGAGCAGAGCCUCACAGAUGAGAGUGGUGAUGUCCUGACUCUAGAGCUGGAGAAAAAUGAAGGUGGAGUGGGUUUUGGGCUAGAGGGAGGAAAGGGCUCUAUUCAUGGAGACAAACCUUUGGCCAUCAGCAGAAUCUACACAGGUAGUACAGCAGAGCAAAAAGGCCUUCAGGUUGGUGAUGAACUGCUGCAGGUCCAAGACUCUACAAUGCAAGGCCUUUCACGUCUCGAGGCUUUGACAGUCCUCAAAGGACUUCCUGAUGCAUCAUUCAUAGCCAUAGUGAGGAGAAAGAAAGCAGAGCAGACCUAAAUUCUGAAAGUACACCCAGGUUUUGUGAUAAGAGUGAAAGGACUGAAUUUUGGGGGAACAAGUGCUACGUGCAAAUUCCCCUAAUGACCGUCCUAAGUACUGUAGUAUCCAAGAUCAGAAUUAGGGUGUAUCCCAACUGUAGUAAAAAUGAGUAUCACAAAUGGUUUACUAUUAAUUGGAUCUUAAGUGUAAGAACAUUAUGUUAAACACAAACCAAAAAAUGUUUUUAAUUUGAAUAUAUGGAAUAUUGAAUAAAGAAAAGCUAAAAUGCCACGAGAGGUUUCUCAACAAUGACAGUGUGUGUAACUAGACAAUGCCAAAUAGAGUACAUACUUUUAGUGCAUAACACUGUAAAAUUAGGUGAAUUGGGAUGCAGCAAUAGUUUUACAGUAUAUAGUAGAGUACAAUAGUUUUUAAAUGACAAAUCCAACCUACCCUGGUAAUUUCAUGCAAUCUUACUAUCAGGGUCAUAUUUAUGUUAAUUGGGAGUAUUAGUGAGAAUAUUUUAAAUAUAGUUAAAAUAAAUCUAGUAUUUCCUAAUAUAAGAUUAGAGCAAACACACUGAGAAAUUAUUACAACUAUUUCUAGACAUAUUUGACAGAUUUCAAGGUUGAAUUAUUUUGUUUUAUUGGCAGAAUGCAUUUUUGCUACUUUGAAGCACUUAUUUAAAAAAAAAACCCCACAUUUUAAAAUGCAAGGACUGAAAGGAUAAAAAAAAAGUCCAUAAAUACUGUAGGUUUAAUAAUCUCAUGUUUGUUUCAGCAUAGCCUUAUAAAAGUUAUAAAUACUAGAUUAAUACUAUAAAUCUAAUAUUCAAGAUAUUGAAACUCGCUUCAAUGCAUUUUUUGGCCAUGCUCCAUUACAUUACAUCAGAAUGCAUGUAAUGAUUGCUGAAGACUGAGAGAAGUAAACAGCAUGCAGUUAAACAUUGCAUUAAACAAACCGAAACAAGACACAAUACAGGAAGUGGUCGUAUGUGACAUUUCCGACUGCCAAGAGAAGCAAGACUGUAUGAAAGCAUGUGAUUCAUGAAAAAAUGUAUCAGUGUUCAUGUGUGUCCAAUCUGUCCAAACUAUUUAGCACAGAACAUCUUUAAAACACCCAUUUGCUCAGGACGUCAAUUAAUGUUUACAAAUUAAACAUUAAACUAAACCCCAGCAUCAUUAAAAACCCAAAAUGGCCAAAUAUGAAGCUUUUAAUGGUCUUAAUACAAAUUGUUGGUCAGGAAAUUAGAGAGAAUUAAACACAUUACACUCCUGAGACCCUUUUGUAUUGCCAUUUGAUCGCUUACUUUUGGUGGAGGAGAAGCUAGGAACAGGGAAUUUAAAAAGUUACUUAAAAUGUCUACUUGCACACAAAGGCAAAAUCAUCAUAACGAUUGAAAUGUUUGAUUCAAAAUUUAACACUUUAAUUUUCAGAACAUUUCCCAACUACUCGUCAACAUUUCAAGCAUCAACAUUAAAUAAAACAUUGAUUCUUUUUUUCUGUAAAGAAAUUAUCUUCAGAUUUAGCCAAAAAGCUUAACCAUCAAAGAAAUCAGAAUGGAAAAGCUAUCAAAUGCUGUAUUUGUUUCAUUCUUGAUCAUUUACUGACCAAUGAUUUGUUGUUAAGACAAAAAAAACGCUUGGUAUUUAAACCUUUUCUGCUCAAGAGUGUACUAUACAUGCUAUAAUUGUUGCUAUUGAUUUUGAUUACCUGCGAAUGAAGCAUAUUUCAAGUUGGUAAAAAUUGUACAUUAAAAACACAUUCGACUACAUAUAUAAUCCUGAAAUUGAAUUGAUGAUUCUGGAAAAUGCUAUCAUUUGGGCAUGAAUGGUUUCUAAUCAGAUGUGUCUGAAUGCAACAUUCAUGAAUAGUUGUACUUCUUAUAUAUUGUUAAUGUGUUUUUGCCAAUUUUGUUGUGUUGGUCUACAUUAACUGCUUUCAUCAGACACUCAGGACAUUUAGAGUACUGUGCUGAUGGACAAUGGCUAGUCUGGCAUAAUCAGUCUUUUACAAGCCUAUGGGCCUAUAACAAACCAGCAAAGCCUAUCAAUGCAAUUUAUAAAGGAUACUUAUAUAUCCGUGUGAAAGACGCCAUACAGAACUGUUCUCACUGAACUACAGGAGAAAAACUUCUAGGCUUUAGGAAAGGCCAUUCCAAUUAUCACUUAUAUAAUCAAUAAAUGGUCUAAGCAACUUCAGAUAGUCUUUAAUGAUCUAUUGAAGCAUAGCACUUCUACAUGAAUUAGUCCAAAACUGAGAUCAAUACACAUCCAAAUAUUUAGAUUCUAUUUACAUGAUUCAACUGUUUCUGGUGUAAUUUUUUAAAAUAAUUGUAAAUAAAAAUUCAGAAGGUUAGCCGUGUCAAAACAGCAUAACAGUUUGACUUUUCCUUAAUUUGCUGAUCCAUAGAGUUCUUGUGUUUGUACACUUGUACUAACAUGGUCAGGGAUUCCCAGGAACUUGACAUUCUCAAGGUUUCCUGUUUUGUUAAGAUUUGCACAAACACUGUAUAGAUAUAUACAAAUUUAAUAUUUAUAUCGAUAUAAAUUUGUAUUUAAUCAGAUUCUUAACAGAGAAGAUUUUAAGCUCAGAAUAAUUUAAUGUUUACACAUAUGCUUACAAAAACCAAAGAUAGGGGACAUUGUUUUUAAUGGUCUGCCUUUACAGUUUAUAUUCACGACGAUACUGUGGGCUUUGUGCCUAAUUACAACCAUUGUCAUUGUCAGCCAAUUAAUUUAUUGAUUUCUUGAAAAGAAACAGAUCACCGAAUUUUAAUAUAAUUGGGAAAAAAAACAAAACAAUUGAAUUCACAUUAAAGAUUAGAUGCUGUUAGUUUUUUGUUAUUGUAUAAAAUAAGCUACUUAUGUAUGAGAAAGCCCUGUUUUUAUAUCUCUGUAUGACCCCCCCUCCCCCCCAAAAAAAUACAAAUAAAUUCCCUAAUAAAAUAAUUAACUAUUCAA
Messenger RNA from Silurus meridionalis, 7806 nucleotides. It is a transcript of the gene il16, whose product is annotated as interleukin 16. The transcript is spliced from 24 exons. Gene Ontology annotation, biological process: leukocyte chemotaxis; induction of positive chemotaxis. Gene Ontology annotation, molecular function: CD4 receptor binding; cytokine activity. The coding region runs from base 137 to 4861 and encodes 1574 amino acids. The record is from RefSeq and is a predicted model, not a curated record. Lineage: Eukaryota; Metazoa; Chordata; Actinopteri; Siluriformes; Siluridae.